Suillus plorans is the source of this 1218-nucleotide messenger RNA. Its product is annotated as MAGE-domain-containing protein. The transcript has 5 exons. The record is from RefSeq and is a predicted model, not a curated record. Gene Ontology annotation, biological process: DNA repair. Bases 1 to 1218 code for a protein of 405 amino acids. Gene Ontology annotation, cellular component: nucleus. Lineage: Eukaryota; Fungi; Basidiomycota; Agaricomycetes; Boletales; Suillaceae.
AUGGCACGCGCAGGACCAAGCAGAACACAGAGGUCACAAAGGGCCACACAGCCCUCCCAGUCUCAGUCGCAACGUCCUGCUCGAGGUAGCAGAAGAGCGCCUGUUGAAGAGGACGAGGACGAAGAUGCGGAAGAUGAUGAUGAUCAAGACAUGGACAUCAACGGAAGCCAAGCAAGGCUCAAUGAUGCAGACGCAGAACUUGACAGAAAAGCGAGUGAUCUCGUAAGAUUCGCUCUUUUUAUGGAACAGAGGCGGACUCUUAUACGCCGAGAGGAUAUUAACAAGAAGGUGCUGGCCUCUAACUCGCGUUCAUUCAAUUCUGUGUUUGAAAGAGCGCAGAAGCUCCUAAAGAAAACUUUUGCGAUGGAACUCGUAGAACUUCAGUCUCGAAACUAUCGGGAGCAAGAUAAUGUCGUAGCUGGUGACGACCUUCAAGAGGCACGCAAUGCUACCGGAGUAAAAAAGAAAAGUAAGUUGCAGCCAUCUGCGGCUGCAGGAUCAAAGACAUAUAUUCUCCGUUCUGUUCUUGAUCCUGUCAUUAUAGAGGAGGCAGCACGGACGGAUGAACGGCUGUAUGAAGAACAGAUUGCUGACAGUCAAGAAAAUGGCGAUGACGACGACGACAUGCCAAGAAGCUACGGAUGCAUAAUCUCUUGGAGCACUACAGAUCAGGUCGGCGCCUUGGGUGUCUUGCAUGUCAUUCUAGCAAUAAUUCUCGCCAGCGGACGAUCCAUGACCGACUUGGAUUUACGUGCCCACUUGAAACGCCUCGGCCUCGCAUCGAACGAGUCUAUAUCCAUGAACACCCAGUCUACGCACAAGUCUCUUCCUAUAGACACAUAUCUUGGGCAGCUGAUGAAGCAAGGAUACCUAGACCGUAUCAAGCUGGGCGACACGAAAGCGGCUGGCGGCAAACGGAGUCGCGCUCCUGCAGCGACUCAAACCAAUCCAGAUGAAACUCAAGCAUUUGAAUGGCAUUGGGGCCAUCGCUCAUAUAGCGAGAUCGGAGAACAGGCUAUUGCUACAUUCAUCGCUGAAUUUAUGGUGGAACGCAGUCGUGAUGAUGAUGCCGAGGAUGAUGAUGAGGAUGGUAAAACUGCGCGGAGCAGGGGAAAGGGAAGAGCCAGGGCUGAGGAUGGUGGUAGAGACAAGAAGCUGAAGAACGUGUACGGUGCAAUUGAAAGGGCAGCCGGGGGUAACUUGUCGGAUGUUAAAUGA